AUGUACACAUCGCAUAACCCGGACAAUGUUGUAGCAAAGCAGUGUUUCAUUGCCCGCUACGUCAGUCAGCUGCCACCUGUCGAGCAAGCAAGAGAGCUCCUGGACCAAUUCGCUUCCGUUCUCCAUCCAAGCAUUUCGAUUCUACAUAUUCCUUCUGUAUAUUUGGUGGUGGAGAACACAUACAGAACUCUGGUUGACGGACAAGAGCCAACUAGCACCAGUCUCCUAUUGUUGUUCACCGUCCUUGCUGGGGCAGCACAGUUCUGGACACCAAGGCUUCUUGAGAGGCUGGAUGCUACAAGAGAGAACGCAGAGGUUGCCUCUGAGACUUACAUCAACAUUGCCCUAUCGAUAGUCGAGAAUGGCCACCGCCGUAUAGAGCCGUCGGCUACCGCUCUGGCUUCAAUUCUCACACUCGCACACAUCGUGCUUGACUGGGACGACUCGUCUGUGGUCAGAGCUGUGGUACUCCGGAGUCAUUGCCUCUCCAUGGCUCGCGCGAUGCAAGUUCACCGCCUGGACACUGCUACAAGCACGGAAGAGCGAAGGGUCAAGGGGGUCGAUACGGUAGAUGUAGAGGUUCAGCGCCGAGUGUGGUGGCACAUGGUAGCCUCGGACUGGCAUGUCUAG
Molecule: messenger RNA, 630 nt
Organism: Clonostachys rhizophaga
Lineage: Eukaryota; Fungi; Ascomycota; Sordariomycetes; Hypocreales; Bionectriaceae
Source: the annotation of a GenBank genome assembly